Messenger RNA from Ostertagia ostertagi, 1683 nucleotides. Lineage: Eukaryota; Metazoa; Nematoda; Chromadorea; Rhabditida; Trichostrongylidae. The record is from the annotation of a GenBank genome assembly.
AUGUUUUAUAGAACAAUCGACAACGAUUUCAUCGGUACCGAUCGAACAAUCGGUUUUGAUUCCGCAAUGGCUCGCGUCAUCGAAUGCGUGGACAAUCUCACGGCUACAGCUAUGAGCCAUCACAGGACAUUUAUAGUUGAAGUGAUGAGCCACGAAUGUGGGAAUUUGGCGCUUACAGCCGGCAUAGCGUUGGAAGCAGACUUCGUUUUCAUUCCGGAAAUUCCUCCUCCUGACGAUUGGCCUGAAGUAUUGUGUGGUCACCUCCACAGAAAACGAAAGGCCGGUAGCCGUCUAAAUCUCGUUGUUGUCGCCGAAGGGUCUGUCGAUGCGAAAGGGAAUCUAAUCAAAACAGAGCAGAUCAAAAAGGUUAUAGAAGACAAAUUGAAGUACGACGUGAGAGUCGCUUCAUUGGGUUACCUUCAAAGAGGAGGUUCUCCAAGCUUUCUCGAUAGACUUCUUGGUUGUCGAAUGGGACACGAAGCUGUGAACACCGUAUUAAGUUCUGAUCCUUCUUCACCAAAAAUGUUGUGCCUGAAAGGCCAUAUUAUUGUAAAAUUACCUCUCUCAAAGCUAAUCGGUAAAACGCAAAAAUUGAUUGCCGAGCCACCGAACUUCUUUUUCGGAGUAGCCAGGAAUUUCGCUGUUAUUCACGUGGGAGCUCCAGCUGCCGGAAUGAAUUGUGUUACGCAUGCCUUUGUACGAAUAGCGAAUCACUCGAAGUACAAUGUGCUUGGAGUUGAGCAAAGCUGGGAGGGUCUCGCUGAAGGUCGAUUCAAGGAACUUAACUGGGGUAACGUCACCGGAUGGAUGUGUCGUGGAGGUUCAGAGCUCGGCUCGAAAAAACAGUUACCCACAAAUUUGAUUAAAAUUGCGCUCAUUCUGGGAGAGCAGAACAUAGAAGGAUUGCUGAUUGUUGGAGGAUUCGAGGCUUUCCAGUCCGCUUUGGUUUUGAAUGAAGCCCGCUACAGUUACAAAGCAUUCAACAUUCCAAUUGUUGUCGUGCCGUGCUCUGUUGAAAACAACGUACCCGGGACCUGCAACUCUCUUGGCACAGACACUGCGCUCAACGAGAUUUGUCGACAGGUGGACAAUAUACAGCUCUGUGCACAAGCAACCAGGAAAAGAGCAGUGAUCAUAGAAACGAUGGGUGAGCGAUGCGGGUUUCUGCCUGUGAUGACAGCUAUGGCGACGGGUGCCGACAAGGCAUUGGUGUUCCAGAAAGAGUGUACUGAAAGAGAUCUGAAGAGGAUGGCUCAGCAUGCUGCAGUGAAAGCACAACGAGGGUUCAACCAGUACACGGUUGUCCGAAGCGAUGGUGCGGACGAUAAAAUAGGAUGUGAUGAACUCAAAAGCUACUUUGAACAACACGAAGAUUAUCCGUUAUCUGCACGAGUGAAUAUUCUAUGCCAUGCACAAGUGGGUGGUGCACCAUCUGCAUUCGAUCGCCAAAUGGGACUUCGUAUGGCAAUAUACGCUUUCCAAGGAUUGAAAGAACCUAAGCGAAUGGGUGAUCACGACUGCUGUGUCUUGGGGCUCGUUGGGCGGAAUCUGAAGUUCACGUCUGUUCCGGAGCUUGCAAAGGAGACAUGCUUUGUCCAUCGUCUGCCUCUGUCACAAUGGUGGAUGUGCCUUUUGCCACUCGUUAGCGAAUUAUCAGAUAUCGAGGAGGCAGCUUAUAGCUGA